UAGCGCAGCAGCGCUGCCGGCGCGCCGCGCGCAGGGAGGGGGGCGCGGCCGGCCCGACCAUUUGCACGCAUGCGCAAAGUAGUCUUUUUGAGGGUGUGUCUGAUGUCCUACAGCUAGCUAGCUAGCUAGCUCUAGCUGCAGCUUCCCGCCCCCUCCGUGCAGUGCGUGCGGGUGAAUCUGUGGUGGUUGGCUCAACUUUCAGUGAUGGCUCGCAGUAACGGUGCUAACAGUAAAAGAUGCUCCCUGUAUACUGAUCUGGAUCACCUGCGAACUAUGUUUGCCUCGGUUGAUCCAGCAAACACUGGUUAUAUUGGCUACCAGGAGUUGAGGUCGCUUGCCCAAUCAGGGGCUGGUAUGGAUGAGGCUAUGGUUGCAGUGGUGCUGCAAAAGUUAGACAGAGACAAGGAUGGAAAAAUCAGCUUCGACGAUUUUCAAGCUCUUUUUGAAUCAGAACGAGAGUCCAUCAAAAGGCAGAGGAUUGAAAAGUCUAAUGCUAGUGGUGGGAAUGAAGAACAUAAAUUGGUGCUGGAAAGUAGCCCUCUGGCUAUAGUAGCUUCACCACUUGAUGAGAGUACGAAAAAUGCUGGUGUAUUACUAAGACACAAAAGACCACUACGGUUGCAGAGAGAGGAGCAAAGCCACUCUAGUGGUCUAGAGCUCUCAUUUGCGCACAUUGGAAGAGGACCUAGGGAUGAACUAUCGCCAGUAGAACAUGAUUUAGCAACUCAGAUGCAGUACCUUACCAAUAUUCCAGAGAGCCCUAGAUUAAAUAGGGCUUCAAAAGUUCUAUCAUGGAUUAGUGAGUCAGAAGACAUGUUUGAGGACACGGGUGUCAAUGAAGAACAAAGAGAUGGGUGUCAUCUAAGCUUGUCUAAGAAGAAGAUGAUGAACAAACUUCCCUACCAUACAAUGGUUUCUCCGCCUAUGUCUCCCAACCGUGUUUCUGCUGAUGAUGAAAUUCAUAUACUCUCAAUCGUUGAAGCUGUGUGUCAAACGCAAGAAAUUGGACCUAAUGCAGUUGAAAAACUGUGCAGUCAUGCUAAUGCUGAUGAGCAAGAGCAACAGGAGUUGUUGGCACUUAUCAGCCACCUAGACAAGGAGGGAAGGGGUUAUGUGAGUGUUGACGAAUUUGUGGGUGGCCUUCAUUCUCUGUGCACCUCAGCCAGUGUGGCAUCUUCUUCAACACCUCCUCUUUUUCACCCUCAUGGAAAAUCACACAGACAGAAUGAUAUGCCAAUUCCACAAAUGAGUGAACCAUUCAGCAGUACUCCAAAGAGUAGCCAAAGGAUAUUGGCACCUCACACCUCAACACCCCUCCCACUUCACCGCAAAAGUGCACUCAAAGGCGAUUCAUCACAAUUGACUGUCUUGGAUCCACAAAACUCAGGGUUUGUGGCAGUGGAUACUUUAGCCCAGCAGUGGCACAGAAUGGGAGUUGAGCCACCGCAUGAUCAGAGCCUGGAGGAAGCCCUUAGAGAAUCUCUACCAGUGGAUGCAUCACAACGUGUCAGUGUAUCUGAAGUUGCUAGCACUUUAGAGACAGUGGUGUUGAAUGAAAACCAAAAUCAUAUACUACGUCAAGCUGCAUUACUUACAUACAAGGCAGAAAUAAAUCAGCUAAGAUCCCAAUUGCAUCAGGUCUUAAUGGAGAGAGAUGGGCUGCAAUCUAAUCUUCAGCGGACCACAGAGGAAAACAAGCGUCUUGUGCAGGAGGGUGAUGAACAAGUUGAAAAGAUCACAAGAGAAUCUGAAAAAAAAGCCAGGUGUGGCUAAAUUAUAUAUAUAAGCACACAGGGUUAUGGAUAUAGAGCUUGUAUCUUUGAACAAAGGUGUGUUAAUUUACAGUUGAAGACUAAUCUUUCUCUGAAUGAAACAGUGACAAGUUUAUGAACAAGUUCUUAGUUUGUGUAGCAUCAGAACGCCUUUCCUGUUUACACAGCGUUUCACACACAAUUAUUAUUACCCUUUAAACGUGUAAACAGAGAACACCUUGGUUCUGAGGCUAGGUUUGUGUGUGUGUUUUUGUCUGUCUGCUACUAUUAGUUAUAGGCUACCAGGUAACCAAUGAGUGAUAUCAACGACCAUGUCAUGCAUGAAUUUUGAAACGGCGAUAUUCGUAAAACCACUUCAUUUGAGAGUUAUGGCAUUUAUUACACGAAAAAGAUCCAUUAUGCAAAUAAGCACAGGCUUAAGUAAUAUAAUCAGGUUUUGCCUGCUCAGCACACCUUUGUGGCGAAGGACCAGUAUCUAGUCUAGCAUUAUAGUGAUAUAGAUAAUGUAGCCAGCCAAUGUUAGAGGGAAAACUUUACUUUAAUCAAUGAGUUACGAUGCGUGGCAUAGUUAUACCAUAAUGAUGUAUGUGUUUAUUAACACUCGCUGCGUAUGCACGCUGAGAGUUUCGGUACAUUGGGUGUCUGUCUAUCACUUUUUCGCCACCGCCCACAACAAGUCAGCAAACGGGUGACACCAAAAGCCUCAGUGGUACAGGCUUGAUGGCAAUUUGUGAAGAAACGCUGCAUUUAAAAUAUUACAGCGCAAAAACCAAAGCCAAUAUACAAAUUAUAAGUGACCCUCCUCAACUGCCUCGGCUUAGUUGUGUACUGUGAAGGCAAUGUCGAGUGUAGUGUUUAGAGUCUUGUGAGUAGCUAUCCCAUGUCAGGCCCUCAGAGAGCUAGUAAGAAAAAACCGUGUGUAAAUCGACACUGUAUCCUAGCUAGCGAAAGAAAUUGGCUCCUUACUGGCCACACCCGCAACCCAUGUGCACAUCUGCAACGAAAAAAUGACUAAGUCCCAAAGGAUCUUAAAAUUGCAAACGAUAGCUAAAUUAAAAAUCCUGCUAAUUUAAAUAAAGAGGCAUAUAGGGAUGAUAAAAAGAAAUGGAGACAAGAUAGGGAUGGGAUACAUGAAGUAUGGUUAAUGAACAGAUUUGAGCACGCUGACACCCCCAACCCAAUCACACAAUCCCUACGUAUAACAAAUCCUGCGAAUUAAAAAGAGGCAUAUAGGGAUGGU
Molecule: messenger RNA, 3012 nt
Organism: Geodia barretti
Lineage: Eukaryota; Metazoa; Porifera; Demospongiae; Tetractinellida; Geodiidae
Source: the annotation of a GenBank genome assembly